Molecule: messenger RNA, 909 nt
Organism: Geodia barretti
Lineage: Eukaryota; Metazoa; Porifera; Demospongiae; Tetractinellida; Geodiidae
Source: the annotation of a GenBank genome assembly
ACCAUCUAGAGAGCCAGCAUGGAGGAAAGUGAAGACGACGCUGCCGAGUAUCGUGAGGCCGAAUGGCUGCGGAACUGGACGCCGCUGGCAGUGGACUACGGGGAGUAUGACCCUCUGAGAGCAGGCAGCAUCGAUGGAACUGACACCUCGCCUCAUGACCGCGGAAUCAUCCGCGCCGUGCGCGCCAACUGUAAGACUUUUAUAGACCCACCAAACUCUCAAGGACGUUUGUCGCUCCACGCUUUAGACAAGCCGCUGAAGAAUGUUGGCAGUGAUCCAGAGUGCACCUUGUUCGUUGGUCGAAUCAACCACGACACCACAGAGGUGUGUCGUCCACCAGACACAUUGCAAGCCAUCUUCUCAGAGUGUGGAAAAAUCAAGAGUCUACGAUUGAUCCGUGAUAUCGUAACUGGGAGGUCCAAAGGAUAUGCCUUCGUUGAAUUCUCUCACCCUGACAAUGCUGAGAAAGCAUACGACAGAUGUCACAAGAUGAAUGUGGAUGGGUACCAGCUACUGGUGGAGUUUGAAUGUGGAAGGACUCUGCCCGGCUGGGUACCUCGAAGACUAGGGGGUGGUUUUGGCGGGAAGAAGGAGUCGGGCCAGCUGCGUUUUGGCGGGAGAGAGAGACCGUUCAGAAAACCUAUCGUUGUGGGGAGCAAAAUGUUGGGCUCAAGAGGAAGAGAGAGAGGUAGUGGAGUCCCAAGAGGUGACUGGAGGAGAGGGAGGGAGGCAGAAGGGAGAGAUAGGGGAAGGGAUGAAAGGGAGAAGUGGAGAUAUGGAAGAAGAGACUCUAUGGACCAGCGGCCUGGUCAAUCUGGUAGAGAAAGACAUGUUGACAGAAGUCCAAGAAGAAAGAAAGAGUGACGUUCUCGCUCGCCGAUAUAAUCCAUUGUCAUGUAUAAUUGUCUC